AUGUCUCUGGCAGAUUAUUGGCUAAGGCAGCAGAACGCGCAGAAAGCUAGAGAAGCCAAGGCGAAGAAAACAGCAGUGACGACACAGAAAGCACCAGUCACACAAAUUUCUUCAUCCGAGUCGGAUGAAGACCCUAUCCAAAACCCCCUUCCCAAACCAUCAAAGCAUACACAGCCUCCAGCAUCCGCACAAUCCGGACGAUCAAUUCCCGGACGAUCAACCUUCACAACCACUAGCAUAACUAAUACCGAAGCUUAUCAAAACCUACAAACACGACUUAAAGCACUGGAAAGCCUGAAGAAGGAUCACGAAGACAGGGAAAUCGCUAUGAGGUUCCACAUAGCAGCACGCCCUGACAUACCCUGGAUAGAUAUAAUCCCAGCUCUACAACACAAUCUGAACAAUUCUUCCGGACCGUAUCCUUUCCAUCUCACCAGACAUUCUAAAGUUGGCUUUCCGCCGGCUUUAUUUAUUCUUCUCUUCAAUAAAGGUACCUACUUAAAUCAAUUACCCAAUUUCGGUACCCCGAUACCAAAACUGGACAAUAUUCACGACGACCGUACCAAUGCGGCAACACAUUAUUCAUUCCUGAAGCAUCCUUCUAACCAGCAUUGGAGAUUUCUUGCGGAGUCCUAUCUUUGCAAUAAGCUCUCCGAGGACGAAGCACUUUCCAAGCGCUUUGCCAAAGGCAACGGCGUUGAUCCAGAAAAGGAGAUGGAGGACGAGCUUGUUGACUAUUUCAACAACCUGGCCAGCACCAACGACAACACCAAUGUUGGCCAGAGCGACAAGCCGGACGACGAGCCAGUCUCAGAAUAUUCAACGUCUAAGCCCGCGUGCUAUUAA
This is a messenger RNA of Daldinia vernicosa, 846 nucleotides long. RefSeq lists its product as uncharacterized. Lineage: Eukaryota; Fungi; Ascomycota; Sordariomycetes; Xylariales; Hypoxylaceae. The record is from RefSeq and is a predicted model, not a curated record. The transcript is spliced from 3 exons. The coding region runs from base 1 to 846 and encodes 281 amino acids.